Molecule: messenger RNA, 579 nt
Organism: Vanrija pseudolonga
Lineage: Eukaryota; Fungi; Basidiomycota; Tremellomycetes; Trichosporonales; Trichosporonaceae
Exons: 3
Coding region: 1-579 (192 amino acids)
Source: RefSeq, a predicted model, not a curated record
AUGCGCUUCAUCCGCGCCUUCACGUCCAGCCCGUUCGGUUUCACCCUAUACCACUACCACCUCAAGCAGUCGUCAAAGGGUUACGUCGACCACGCAAUCUACCGCGACCCGACCGACCUCCCCGUAUUCCUGCGCACCAAGGCCGACGUGUUCAAGUGCAUCAACACGUACACUCUUUCUGACGGGUACGACGCGUCGGACAUCCAGUACCCACUUCUCGUCAUCCGCUCGUACAUCGACCUCAAGGAGGACCGCGGCGACUCGGCCAAGGUCACGGAGGAGAAGCUGCGCGCUCUCGAGCUCCUGAUGCCCCACCACGUCGACGCCUUUGCGUCGUUCCGCAAGGAGAAGGCGUGGCCCCCGUCGCCCGUGCUUCCGAUGGACUGGCACUGGAUCAAGUUUACACGCACGUCCUGGGGCCCUAGCGGCGAUGAGCCCUGGGUGCCCGACCGCCAGGCGCGCCGCAACGCCUGGUACGAGGUCAAGGACGACGGCGGCGACGAGGACGAGGACUACGCCGACGAGGACGCCGUCGACAACGCCCUCUCGACCACUUCGCUCAUGAGUGUGUCGUCGUGA